Molecule: messenger RNA, 1905 nt
Organism: Monoraphidium neglectum
Lineage: Eukaryota; Viridiplantae; Chlorophyta; Chlorophyceae; Sphaeropleales; Selenastraceae
Product: Elongation factor 3
Exons: 13
Molecular function (GO): ATP binding; ATP hydrolysis activity
Source: RefSeq, a predicted model, not a curated record
AUGUUCCCACCCCAGUCCGCGGGACUGGUAGACCGCCUGGCGGACUGCCUCGUCAGUGAAGAACCCGCCCGCCGCGAGGCCGCCGCCCUCGCGCUCGCCGCGCUGCCCGCCGCCGCGGGCGCCGCUGCGGAGCCCUACCUGCUCCCGCUGGCGGCCCCGCUGCUGCAGCUGAUGGCUGACAAGACAGGGGCUGUCAGAGACGCCGCGCUCGCCGCGGGCGCUGCGCUGGCGGGCUCGCUGCGCCCCCGCGCGGCGGGGCUGCUGCUGCCGGUGCUUUUUGAGCACACAGACCCCCUCAAGCGCUGGCAGGCGCGCGAGGGCGCGCUGCGCAUGCUGGCGGCGGCGGCGGGCGCGGCGCCGGGGAUCGUGGCCGCGCGGCUGCCGGAGAUUGUCCCGCUGAUCUCGGCCCUUAUGAACGACGCGCGGGAUCAGGUCAAGGCGGCCGCGGUGGACGCGGGCACGGCCAGCUACCAUUUAGUGGGCAAUAGGGAUAUUGAGCACCUGGUUGACGACCUGCUGCACACGGUGGCGCGGCCCGAGGACGUCCCUGACGUGGUUGGGAAGCUCAGCGCCACCACGUUCGUGCAGGCCAUCGAGGCACCCGCCCUGGCAGUCAUGGUGCCCCUCCUGAUCAGGGGCCUGCGGGAAGCUACCCCCAUCCAGCGUAAGGCCUGCGUCAUCACCACCAACAUGGCCAAGCUGGUCAACAGCCCCCUGGACGCGGCGCACUUCUUGCCAGCCCUCGUGCCAGGCAUAGAAAAGGUGGCCCGGGCAGCGGCAGACCCAGAGCUAAGGGAGGUGGCCGCCAACGCGCUGGGGGUGCUGGAGCGCAUAUUGAAAGAGGCCCACGCCAUGCACACGGAGACCAGGGCCGCCGCCGCCGACAAGGAGGCCGCGCGGCGUGGGCUGGCAGACGCGGUGUCGCUGCAGCAGCCGCUGACGCCCGUUGACGCUCCCACGCUGUCGCACGUCGCCGCACUCUGCUGUGCCCUGAUGGACGCGCGCGUCUUCGACUCGGAGGAGUGGCGCGGCUGCAUCGUACCUUACCUGGCGCCCAACUUCAUGGGGGAGGCGGCGGCGGAGGCGGCGGCGCGGGCGUUCCUGCAGCGCUGCGUGGCCAGGAUGCGGGAGGAGGGGGUCAUUGAGGACCUGGGGUGGGACAAUGAGGCGGGGGAUGAGGGCUACGAGGAGCUCUGCGACUGCAAGUUCAGCCUGGCCUAUGGCGGCAAGAUCCUCCUCAACAACGCAUGCCUGCGUCUGCUCCGCGGCCGCCGCUACGGCCUGUGCGGCGGCAACGGCGUCGGCAAGUCCACCCUCAUGCGCGCCAUCAGCCGCGGGCAGCUGGAGGGGUUCCCGCACCCCGACGUGCUCAAGACGGUCUACGCGUCCCUGGCGGACCUGUCUGUCGUGGAUUACGUCGUCGCAGACCCCCAGGUCAAGGUCACCGGCAAGUCCAAGGCCGAAGUUGCGGCCGGUCUGACGUCCGUUGGAUUCGACGAGGAGAUGAUGGCGAAGCCGAUCACCGGCAUCAGCGGCGGCUGGAAGAUGAAGCUGGCGCUCACGAGGGCCAUGCUCCUGGGGGCGGACAUCCUGUUGCUGGACGAGCCCACCAACCACCUGGACACCGCCAAUGUGGCGUGGCUGGAGCGGUGGCUGGUGACGCAGCGUGACGUCACCGUGAUGACCGUGUCGCACGACAGCGGGUUCCUGGACAGGGUAUGCACAGACAUCAUCCACUACGCCGCCCGCCAGCUGCGGCGCUACCGCGGGAACCUUUCGGAAUUUGUAAAGGCGGUGCCGGCGGCGCAGAGCUACUACCAGCUGCAGGCGGCGACGCUGCGCUUCAGGUUCCCCACCCCCGGCCUGCUUGACGGCAUCACAUCAAAAGAGAAGCCCAUCAUCAAG